AUGGCAGGUGUAUUCCAAGAUAGUUCAUCAGUAAUACAAGAACCUGAACCUGUAACAGAGAAACCGGCGCCGGCGCCAGAGAAACCGACGCCGUUGCUCCACAACGGGCCACACGGCGUCCAGGUCGUGAACACAGGCCCCGAUCACACAUUCACCCUCAACGAGGAGGCGCUCCGGGAACUGCUCCUACAGGACGACAUCAAAGACAGGGCGGUGGUCGUACUGUCAGUUGCGGGCGCCUUCAGGAAAGGGAAGUCCUUCCUGCUUGAUUUCUUCUUGCGAUAUUUGAACAAUAAGUAUGGGUCAGACGGUGGCACAGACUGGCUCGGUGGCGAGGAGGAGCCGUUGCAGGGCUUCAAUUGGCGCGGGGGCUCCGAGCGGGACACUACCGGCAUCCUGAUGUGGUCUGAAAUAUUCAAAGCGACGUUAGAGAGUGGAGAAAAGGUGGCUGUAAUAUUGAUGGACACGCAAGGUGCAUUCGAUAGCGAGUCCACGGUGCGGGACUGCGCGACCAUCUUCGCGCUCUCCACGAUGCUAUCAUCUGUACUCAUCUACAACCUGUCGCAGAACAUACAGGAGGACGACCUGCAGCAUUUACAGCUGUUCACAGAAUACGGUCGGCUGGCGCUAGAGGACAGCGGGCGCACUCCCUUCCAGCGGCUGCAGUUCCUGGUGCGGGACUGGAGCUUCCCUUAUGAGGCGCCCUAUGGACCAGAGGGAGGUCGCAAAAUACUCCAGAAAAGACUGAAGGUGUCAAAUAACCAGCAUCCGGAACUACAGUCACUCCGUAAACACAUAACGUCAUGCUUCAGCGAGAUUGCGUGUUUCCUGAUGCCACACCCUGGCAUCAAGGUCGCCACUAGCCAAGAGUUCGAUGGCAGAUUAAAAGACAUCGAAAUGGAGUUCAAAUGUUCCCUACAACAGCUUGUUCCGAUGCUGCUGUCGCCACAGAACCUUGUUCCGAAGCUCAUCAACGGUCAGAAGGUGCGGGCCAAGGAUCUGGUGCAGUACUUCAAGUCGUAUAUGAGCAUAUACAAGGGCAAUGAGCUGCCGGAACCUAAGAGUAUGUUAGUGGCAACAGCCGAAGCGAACAAUUUGACCGCUGUAGCCGAAGCUAAGGAGCUAUACACUAAACUAAUGGAGGAGGUUUGUGGCGGGGCAAAGCCCUACCUCCAGUCGCAGCUGUUGGAGACUGAACACGCCAGGAUCAAGGACAAAGCGAUCCACGCUUUCCACUCUAAACGCAAGAUGGGUGGCGAGGAGUUCAGUCAGGCGUAUUUUAACCAGUUAAUAUUGGACCUGAACGAGCAGUUCGUGCAGUUCUCAGCGCAGAACGAGAGCAAGAACAUAUUCAAGGCGGCGCGCACCCCGUCCGUGUUCUGCGCGAUAGCGCUCGUGUUCUACGUGCUCAGCGGCGUGUUCGGCCUCGUGGGGCUCUACCCGAUAGCUAACCUCGCCAAUCUUGCCAUGGGGCUGGCUCUACUUACGCUUGUUAUGUGGGCGUACAUCAGGUACAGCGGUGAGAUGCGCGAAAUCGGUGUUACAAUAGAUGACGUAGCUAAUUUGUUGUGGGAAAAUAUAAUGAAGCCCACGUACCAGACGUGCCUGGAGAAGGGGAUGGAGCACGCCGCACACGCGGCGGCGGAGCGGGCGCUGGGGGGCCCCUCGCCCCCCUCCCCCCCGCCGAUGCCCAACGGUAAGCACAAGCACUUGUGA
Arctia plantaginis is the source of this 1716-nucleotide messenger RNA. NCBI's taxonomy places the organism in Eukaryota, Metazoa, Arthropoda, Insecta, Lepidoptera, Erebidae. The record is from the annotation of a GenBank genome assembly.